Messenger RNA from Harmonia axyridis, 1652 nucleotides. RefSeq names its product protein hunchback-like. The coding region runs from base 16 to 1497 and encodes 493 amino acids. The record is from RefSeq and is a predicted model, not a curated record. The transcript has a single exon. Lineage: Eukaryota; Metazoa; Arthropoda; Insecta; Coleoptera; Coccinellidae.
GGCUGUGAUAAAGAUAUGUUUUCUAUAUCCCACUAUAGCGAAUAUCAAUCAACCCCCUAUCGGAAUCAAAACUCACGAUGUGUAUCGCCAUUUGAUCCAUCAACAUCACCAACCUAUCCCUCGCCAAUCAAAGAAGAAAUCCUCUCCGAAGAUGAGAAACCAGAUAUUUCGACCUCCGAUCUAUCCAGCGACAGCAGUGCCCUCAAGUGCCUAGAGAAAUCAGUUGAGAACAGCCUGAACAUAUCUGCUCCUGGAUCUCCAACACAGAAUACCAGCUCAGAUGCUGCAAACGAAGACUGCACGCAAACUGAAGAUUACAGUGUGCCCAGCUUGAACUCCCAUGGAAGAAUCAAGACAGUGAAAUGCAAACAUUGCCAAGCCGUGUUCAAUACCAAGCUUGAAUUCUGGAACCACCAAAGAGAUCAUAUCAAGCCGGAUAGGGUCUUAGAAUGCGAUAAAUGCCCUUUUGUGACAGAAUACAAGCACCACAUGGAGUACCACCUGAGGAACCAUGGUGGCGAGAAACCUUACAAGUGCAAAAAAUGUGAUUAUAGAUGCGUGAAUAAAUCGAUGCUGAAUUCUCACAUGAGGUCUCAUUCCAAUAUAUACCAGUAUAGGUGUUCAAAUUGUCACUACUCCUCCAAGUACUGCCAUUCGCUCAAGAUUCACCUUAGGAAAUACCGUCACCAGCCAGCGAUGGUUCUGAACCCAGAUGGCACUCCUAAUCCGUUACCCAUCAUUGAUGUAUACGGCACUAGGAGAGGUCCUAAAGUGAAGAACAACGACGGGAACGUACCGGUACCUUCUCCAAGAAAAUCGAGGAUUGAAAAUACUCAGUCUCAAAUGCCUCAACAGUCUCAAAUGCCCCAACAGUCUCAAAUGCCCCAACAGUCCCAAAUGCCACCUGCUAAUCCUGCAAUGCAAGGGAUGAUGCCUUUUCCAAUGCUACCCCAAGAUCCCGAUCUUCAAUUCAAAUGGAUGUUGCAACAAGCCUUCAUCAUGCAAUCAAUUCAAAACAUGGUAAAUUUGGGUUAUCCAAAUCCUCUGGCUUCACUACCAUCCAGCACGCAACAAGAGCAGGAGAAGAGAGAGGAAAAUUCCGCCCUGGAUUUAUCCAGACCCUCUAACCCAGAUAAUUUCGGAAGCACUAACCUCAAAUUGGAUACUCCUUCUACUUCAGAUGAUGAAGAAGACGAAGAAGAGAACUUGAAACUUCUUUACAACGUUCAGGUGGAACAUAAUGUAGAUGAAUCUCCAAUCGAGCAGCAAAAACCUCCAACACCGCCAACACCUCCAGUAAUCGAACCUUCUACAGCAGCAGCUGCAGGAGAACCAUGGCGAUGCCCUCACUGUAGCAUUACUUUCGAUUGUGUCGCUCUCUUCACUAUACACAUGAGGUUCCAUAACUAUUUGGAUCCGUUUACUUGCAACUCCUGUGGUGAACGAUGUGGAAAUAAAAUCGAUUUCACAGUGCACAUAUUUUCAAGACCACAUUAGAUAUUACUAGUCCUCUACAGAUAGAUUUCUUGUUUGUGGCCUGCUACCAGGCAAAAUUCACCAACUGAAGAUUCUGCAGGAAUUGUCUUAAUUUGAGCGUGGAAAAUAUCAGAAUGAAUUUGUUGGUGAUUGUAAAUAGAAUGUUUUUGUGUAUA